UCCCAGGCCGACGCGCGUUGCCAAACGGAACAUCAGAGAGCAUAGGGCUGGCGUCUCCUGGUAGUACAUCUAUCAGGUCUCGAGCACAUAAAGUCCAAAAGAGAGGGACUAAAGGAAAUAAAGACAAUAGGGGCUCUCUUGCAGGAAGAAGGAAUCUCCCAUCGUUUUAAACCUGGUUCCAUUACCAGAGAGGACACACGCGGGUUUAGUUUUACCGAGACGGAUUAAUAAAACACCAGACGGAUGUUCGCGAGGAGGGGUGGUCCGCUCUGAAGUUGGAGACUACUGCCUACCGAAUACGGAGAGGAGAGAAGCGCUUUUGUUUUCCCCGUGAAGGCUAGCGCCCCCGGCCACAGCAUGAAGCUGCCGCCUUGUUUCGUGGCGCUCAUCGCGGCGCUGCUCGGUCACUCCGCGCUGGGUCAGACCUGGUUUCCAUCAGAUGAAGAAAGUUCUUCCAGAGAUGAGUUCUAUGACGAUGAAGACCUCGUCUCAGGCGGCUCUGGAUCUGGCUUUCCAGAGAUGAAGGUCAACCCUAUAGCGGUGGGCGUAUCUUUCACCACGGAAGCGCCCCUCCCCUUCUCUACCACCCAGGCCACUGGCCCCGCCCCCUCGGCCCCACCUGUAGCUGAGCCCAGCCCUAAAGUUGACGUCCUUCCUACCCCACUACCCACUGAGGGAGAGGGGGAGAGAGUCCUUGCUACCCCACCUCCCACUGAGGGAGAAGGGGAGAGCGGGGUAGAGUGGGAGAGAGAACAAGAGAGGGAGAGGGAACAAGAGAAGGAGAGGGAACAAGAGAAGGAGAGGGAACAAGAGAAGGAGAGAGAACAAGAGAAGGAGAGGGAACAAGAGAAGGAGAGGGAACAAGAGAAGGAGAGGGAACAAGAGAAGGAGAGAGAACAAGAGAAGGAGAGGGAACAAGAGAAGGAGAGGGAACAAGAGAAGGAGAGGGAACAAGAGAAGGAGAGAGAACAAGAGAAGGAGAGGGAACGAGAGAAGGAGAGGGAACAAGAGAAGGAGAGAGAACAAGAGAAGGAGAGGGAACGAGAGAAGGAGAGAGAACAAGAGAAGGAGAGGGAACAAGAGAAGGAGAGGGAACAAGAGAAGGAGAGGGAACAAGAGAAGGAGAGGGAACAAGAGAGGGAGAGGGAACAAGAGAAGGAGAGAGAAAAAGAGAGGGAGAGGGAACGAGAGAGGGAGAGGGAACGAGAGAGGGAGAGGGAACGAGAGAGGGAGAGGGAACGAGAGAGGGAGAGGGAACAAGAGAGGGAGAGAGAACGAGAGAGGGAGAGAGAACGAGAAAGAGAGAGGAUACGGGAAAGAGAAGGUAAAAGAGAGAAGGCGAGAGCCGCCCAGACUACCAUUUCCCCCCGCGGCCCUGCAGCUCUUCCCAUGGCAACCACCAGUUUGGCGGCGACUCCGGCGGAGAGUGCAGCGCCCUCUAGCGGCAUGGAGGACCUGGGCACCACAGAAGAAGAGGAUGAGGAUGUUUACCUGUCCCCAGACCCCACCACCAGUUUACUUAUGGAGACCACCACAGAAGAAGAAGAAGAAGAAGAAGAAGUGACCACUACUGAGACAGAGACCACACCCAUCCCAGAGACAACAGCUCCACCCACUACGACUGGCCCAGCCCCAGCUGAGAGUUCUAGCUCCGCCCCCUUCAGGCCAAGGGUUCCUGUGACCUUGCCUACUAAAGCUGCACCCACAGAGAAGAGCACACGUCCCCAGCCACCCUCUACAACGAAUAAUGAGUUGGGGGUUAACGGACCCAGCGGAGACUUUGAGAUCCGUGAGGAGGACCGUCGUCAGGGAAACCAGGUUGUUGGACGUGGCGUGGAGACGGGAGCGGAGCCUGAUCUGAUUGGCAACACGAUCAACACGGGAAGUUCUGCCGCUCAACUUCCUCAGAAGAACAUCCUGGAGAGGAAGGAGGUCCUGAUAGCGGUGAUAGUGGGGGGCGUAGUGGGGGCUCUGUUUGCAGCGUUCCUGGUCAUGCUGCUGGUGUACAGAAUGAAGAAGAAAGAUGAAGGCAGCUACACGCUGGAGGAACCCAAACAGACCACCGUCACCUACCAGAACCCUGACAAACAGGAGGAGUUCUACGCAUGAGAGAGUGAGAGAGGGAAGGACAGGGAGAGAGCGAGAGGGAGGCACGGGGAGAGAGAGAGAGGGAAGGACAGGGAGAGAGGGAGAGGGAGGCACGGGGAGAGAGGGAGAGGGAGGCAUGGGGAGAGAGAGAGGGAGAGGGAGAGGGAGGGACAGGGAGAGAGGGAUCACUCCACCUCCUGUCUUGUCGCCUCACCUCUCCUUCCCAUCUCUUCCUCCCUCUCCCACCUGUCAGUUGUUGUUAAGAGUGCCUGUCUCCAUGGACUCCGAACUUUCUUAACAAAAUAAAAAAAUUAAUGAACAAAAAUAUAUAAGCUGAAAAAAUAACCCUAAACACAUGAUAUACACAUUUGUUUUUUAAAGUAAAUGUUAUGAAUAUUAUACAAUUAUUGUUCUGAUGUAAUUAAUUCAUUUUUGUUUGUUUGUAAAAACACAAGCUCUUAUUCCAGCACAGUACUCCUCUGUCUGUUUCACUGAGCAAAUGAGCCAAGAGAGAGAGGUGUCAUCUGAUUGGCCACACAGAUACUGGGGUCAAAGGUUAGAGGAAAGCUCACUAUUGUAUUGCCUUCCAUUGUCCUUGUACACACACACACACACACACACACACACACACACACACACACACACACACACACACACACACACACACACACACACACACACACACACACACUCCUUGCUGGCUCUUGCUGGCUACAGUAGUACACACUGAGAUGCCUUCUGGUUCAGAGAGAAAAGUCAGGGAUAUAUUUGUACUCUGUUUCACCCUGGGGGCUGCAGUACGAAAGUUGCCGUGUGUACAGUCGUGGCCAAAAGUUUUGAGAAUGACACAAAUAUUAAUUUCCACAAAG
This is a messenger RNA of Oncorhynchus keta (chum salmon), 2957 nucleotides long. RefSeq lists its product as uncharacterized. The record is from RefSeq and is a predicted model, not a curated record. Lineage: Eukaryota; Metazoa; Chordata; Actinopteri; Salmoniformes; Salmonidae. The transcript has 5 exons. Gene Ontology annotation, biological process: cell migration. Bases 358 to 2109 code for a protein of 583 amino acids. Gene Ontology annotation, cellular component: cell surface; membrane.